Messenger RNA from Rubroshorea leprosula, 868 nucleotides. The record is from the annotation of a GenBank genome assembly. NCBI's taxonomy places the organism in Eukaryota, Viridiplantae, Streptophyta, Magnoliopsida, Malvales, Dipterocarpaceae.
CACCUCAUGGAGAAGACAACCUGCCACGCAUUACUGAGGAAGAACUAGUGAACAUGACCCAAGAAGAUCCUCCAAUGAGUCAAGUAGUCAGCCCAACUCCACCAGUUCAACAAGCCACAACUCCCACUACAAGAAAGAAAGAGAGAGUUAGAAGCGCUGAUCAGCUAAAGAAGGCAGAAAAGAGAGCAAGGAAACAUACCCCAACCCCAACUCAGCAAGAGGAUUCGCCAUCUGCGCCUCCAUCUGAAACCCAUUCACAAUCCACAAAAAUACAAAAAGUCAAGCAUGCGUAUCCAAAAGGGAAGGGGAAGCAACAAUUUGAAGGUUUUGGAACAUAUGUGAAUCCAAAUACAGGUUUUUCCAAAUUAAAUCCUGGACAUAGAAGUGAAAGAAUUUUGUCAUUUGGAUAUGCUAAAAAGAGGGCUACGGGAGUUGGAGAUAGAGGAAUCCCCGCUGUAACUCUAACGCCUGCACCAACAACACCUGCACCAACAGCACCUGCACCAAUAGCACUUACAGUACCUGCACCAAUGGCACCUCCAUCUAUAACAGCAACAACUCCCUCAGGAAGCAGUAGGCGCAGUAGGCAAUUUGUUACUGCCACUAACUUGCAAGCACAAUUAUGGGAAAAAAGAAGGCAAAAGGAAGGGCAGAAGGAAGAAGAAGCACUUGGUCGUUGGGCAGAGUUAUUGACUAAAAUUCACAUAGAUAAACAAUCAAACGUUUAGACUGUGAAUUUUUUUUUAUUUGAAUAACUAGACUGUGAAGUUAUUAUGUGUUGUUUGCAUGGAUGCUUCUUUUUUGGACAGAUUAGGGUGUGUAUUGCCUGGAUGAUUGUUUUUGGACAGCCACCCCUGUUGAGUGUAAA